Calypte anna (Anna's hummingbird) is the source of this 4088-nucleotide messenger RNA. It is a transcript of the gene PPFIA2, whose product is annotated as PTPRF interacting protein alpha 2. Gene Ontology annotation, molecular function: protein binding. The transcript is spliced from 32 exons. Lineage: Eukaryota; Metazoa; Chordata; Aves; Apodiformes; Trochilidae. Bases 214 to 3975 code for a protein of 1253 amino acids. The record is from RefSeq and is a predicted model, not a curated record. Gene Ontology annotation, cellular component: presynaptic active zone. Gene Ontology annotation, biological process: synapse organization.
GUGACCGAAGAAAAUGCUGAGGUGUCGAGCAGCCAGUCUUGCCGGAGAACGGGUGCGGGGACUUGGGGUUUCUCGGAGCGACGCUUGUGUCACCAUUGCUAGGAAGAUGGUCCAGGAGUGCUCGGCUGUGUGAGUCCCCGCUCGAAGCCGGUGGAGACUGCGGUUGUUAUUGAUCAAGUGAAAUAGCAGACGCCGAAAUAAAAGCCACUAGAAAUGAUGUGUGAGGUGAUGCCAACGAUAAACGAGGACACCCCGAUGAGCCAACGGGGGUCCCAAAGCAGCGGCUCAGACUCAGAUUCUCACUUUGAGCAGCUGAUGGUGAACAUGCUGGAUGAAAGGGACCGUCUCCUUGAUACUCUUCGGGAGACACAGGAAAGCUUGUCACUUGCACAGCAACGCCUACAGGAUGUCAUCUAUGACAGAGACUCCCUCCAGCGACAGCUUAACUCAGCACUGCCUCAGAUGACGGUUGCUGCUGGUACGAGCAUUGAGAAUAACAUUCAAAGGACCAUAUCCUGCCCUAAUGAAUUUGCUGCACUGACAAAAGAACUGAAUGCAUGCAGGGAACAGCUGCUUGAAAAAGAGGAGGAGAUUUCAGAACUGAAAGCUGAGAGAAACAACACAAGACUGUUACUGGAACAUUUGGAGUGCCUUGUCUCAAGACACGAAAGAUCACUGAGGAUGACAGUGGUGAAAAGGCAAGCACAGUCUCCUUCAGGAGUUUCCAGUGAAGUUGAGGUCCUCAAAGCUCUGAAAUCUCUCUUUGAGCACCACAAGGCUUUGGAUGAAAAGGUAAGGGAACGACUGAGGGUUUCUUUAGAAAGAGUCUCUGCACUGGAAGAAGAACUAGCUGCUGCUAACCAGGAGAUCGUAGCUUUGCGUGAACAAAAUGCACACAUUCAAAGGAAAAUGGCAGCUGGUGAGGGGCCUGCCGAAUCAGAGCAUAUAGAAGGAAUGGAGCCAGGGCAAAAGGUACAUGAAAAGCGGCUAUCAAAUGGCUCCAUUGACUCAAAUGAUGAGGCCAGUCAAGUUGUUGAACUUCAAGAAUUACUGGAAAAGCAAAACUAUGAAAUGGCACAAAUGAAGGAGCGUUUGGCUGCACUGUCUUCUCGGGUGGGAGAGGUAGAGCAGGAAGCAGAGACUGCCAGAAAGGAGCUCAUUAAAACAGAGGAAAUGAACAGUAAAUAUCAGAGAGACAUUAGAGAGGCAAUGGCACAAAAGGAAGAUAUGGAAGAAAGAAUAACUACCCUGGAGAAGCGCUACCUCAGUGCACAGAGAGAAUCCACCUCCAUCCAUGACAUGAACGAUAAGCUGGAAAAUGAACUGGCAAAUAAGGAGGCCAUCCUACGUCAGCUGGAAGACAAAAACAGACAGCUGCAAGAGCGUCUGGAGCUGGCUGAGCAGAAGCUGCAGCAAACCAUGAGGAAGGCUGAAACCUUACCCGAAGUGGAGGCUGAACUGGCUCAAAGAAUCGCAGCUCUGACUAAGGCAGAAGAAAGACAUGGAAACAUUGAGGAAAGAAUGAGACACUUAGAAGCUCAACUUGAAGAGAAGAAUCAGGAACUUCAAAGAGCAAGGCAAAGAGAAAAAAUGAAUGAGGAGCACAACAAAAGGUUAUCAGAUACCGUAGACAGACUCUUGACAGAAUCCAAUGAGCGUCUGCAGCUACACUUAAAAGAGAGAAUGGCAGCACUUGAAGAAAAGAAUGUUUUGAUUCAAGAAUCUGAAAGUUUCAGGAAAAAUCUUGAAGAAUCUUUACAUGAUAAGGAAAGACUUGCUGAAGAAAUUGAGAAACUGAGGUCCGAACUGGAUCAAAUGAAAUUGAGGGCUGGUUCUUUAAUUGAACCAACCCUGUCAAGACCUCACCUCGACACAUCAGCAGAGCUGAGGUACUCUGUGGGCUCACUGGUUGAUAGCCAGUCUGAUUAUCGGUCAACUAAAGUGAUAAGGAGACCUAGAAGAGGCCGGAUGGGUGUACGCAGAGAUGAGCCAAAGGUAAAAUCACUUGGGGAUCACGAGUGGAAUAGGACCCAGCAGAUUGGCAUUUUGAGCAGCCAUCCGUUUGAAAGCGACACUGAAAUGUCCGACAUUGAUGAUGAUGAUAGAGAAACACUUUUCAGUUCCAUGGACCUCCUGUCACCAAGUGGCCAUUCUGAUGCCCAGACUCUGGCCAUGAUGCUUCAGGAGCAGCUAGAUGCAAUCAAUAAAGAAAUCAGGUUAAUCCAAGAAGAGAAAGAGUCAACAGAACUGCGUGCUGAAGAAAUAGAGAACAGAGUAGCCAGUGUGAGUCUGGAAGGCUUAAAUUUGGCCAGAGUCCACCAAGGUACAUCCAUCACUGGCUCAGUGACAGCGUCAUCACUUGCAAGCUCAUCUCCUCCCAGUGGACACUCAACUCCUAAACUCACCCCACGCAGCCCAGCCAGGGAGAUGGACAGAAUGGGGGUUAUGACGCUGCCAAGCGACCUCAGGAAACAUCGGAGAAAGAUUGCAGUGGUAGAAGAAGAUGGGCAUGAAGAUAAAGCCACAAUCAAAUGUGAAACUUCUCCUCCUCCAACACCCAGAGCUAUCAGAAUGACUCAUACCCUUCCAUCUUCAUACCACAAUGAUGCCAGAAGUAGUUUACCUGCUUCAUUGGAGCCAGAAAGCAUUGGUCUUGGCAGUGUCAAUAGCAGCCAGGACUCCCUGCACAAGGCUCCCAAGAAGAAAGGCAUCAAGUCUUCAAUCGGACGUUUGUUCGGUAAAAAAGAGAAGGCUCGACUUGGACAGCUCAGAGGUUACAUGGAAACAGAGGCAGCAGCUCAGGAAUCUCUGGGAUUAGGCAAGCUUGGAACCCAGGCAGAAAAGGACCGAAGACUAAAGAAAAAACAUGAACUUCUGGAAGAAGCUCGGAGAAAGGGUUUGCCUUUUGCACAGUGGGAUGGUCCAACAGUGGUUGCCUGGCUGGAGCUCUGGCUGGGCAUGCCAGCCUGGUAUGUUGCUGCCUGCCGUGCCAAUGUGAAGAGUGGGGCUAUUAUGUCUGCUUUGUCUGAUACUGAGAUCCAAAGGGAAAUUGGAAUUAGCAAUCCUCUUCACCGCUUAAAGCUCCGAUUAGCCAUCCAGGAGAUGGUUUCACUGACGAGUCCAUCAGCACCUCCAACAUCCAGAACACCCUCAGGCAAUGUUUGGGUCACCCAUGAAGAGAUGGAAAAUCUUGCUGCUCCAGCUAAAACGGAGUCUGAAGAAGGCAGCUGGGCUCAGACCCUGGCUUAUGGUGAUAUGAACCACGAAUGGAUAGGUAACGAAUGGCUCCCCAGUCUGGGCUUACCUCAGUACCGAAGUUAUUUUAUGGAAUGCCUGGUGGAUGCCAGGAUGUUGGAUCACCUGACGAAGAAAGAUCUGCGUGUGCACUUAAAAAUGGUGGAUAGCUUUCAUCGAACAAGCUUGCAAUAUGGAAUCAUGUGUUUAAAGAGGUUGAAUUAUGAUAGAAAAGAACUGGAAAAGAGAAGAGAAAUGAGUCAGCAUGAAAUAAAAGAUGUGCUGGUAUGGAGCAAUGAUCGAGUCAUACGCUGGAUACAAGCUAUUGGCCUCCGAGAAUAUGCAAAUAAUAUUCUAGAAAGUGGUGUACAUGGUUCACUUAUAGCACUGGAUGAAAACUUUGAUUACAGCAGUUUAGCUUUAUUAUUACAGAUUCCAACACAAAACACCCAGGCACGGCAGAUCCUUGAGAGAGAAUACAACAACCUUUUAGCACUAGGAACUGAAAGACGACUUGAGGAAAGUGACGACAAGAACUUCAGACGGGGCCCCUCCUGGCGGCGACAGUUUCCCCCGCGCGAGGUUCACGGGAUCAGCAUGAUGCCAGGCUCCUCAGAAACACUGCCAGCAGGGUUCAGAUUAACCACAACGUCAGGGCAGUCCCGGAAGAUGGCAACUGAUGUUGCUUCAUCACGACUGCAGAGGUUAGACAGCUCAACAGUUCGCACAUACUCAUGCUGACGAGGCCUAGCAAAGAAGCCAGCACUGAAUUGUUAUAUCAUCUCUUUCUUCUACUUUACCUGAAGUGCACUACCACUACGUAGGAAAAAGAGCAUUAAAACUCUCAGCGAGAA